This is a messenger RNA of Contarinia nasturtii (swede midge), 1403 nucleotides long. Its product is annotated as growth arrest and DNA damage-inducible protein GADD45 alpha-like. Gene Ontology annotation, cellular component: cytoplasm; nucleus. The transcript has a single exon. The record is from RefSeq and is a predicted model, not a curated record. Lineage: Eukaryota; Metazoa; Arthropoda; Insecta; Diptera; Cecidomyiidae. The coding region runs from base 444 to 878 and encodes 144 amino acids. Gene Ontology annotation, biological process: regulation of cell cycle.
GCCGCCUUAUCAGUAAACUCAGUAUCGUCGACAUCGUAAUAUCUAACAAAAGUAGCAGCAGCAGCAUUGACGAAUGCGAUUUUGGCUAAAACGAUAGAUUCAACGUGAAUAGAUUCGCAACAAUAGAAGAAUUUAUAUGCGAUAUCGACGAUUUUCUCGAUUUUGUGAUUGUUUAGCGCUUUUUUUUCUCCCUUGGAAUUUCUACGUGUGCUCAAACAUUAAAGUGAGAGCAAUUGUGUAUUCUAGUGAAUCAUACGGAGUGUAUUCAAAUAGACUACACAAAACAUUUUAUCAACUGAACGAAGAAUUCAAAGAAAAAAAAAUUGAGGAGAAGUGGUUGUGAAUCACUUGUUUGCAUAGAUAACACCAAGAUCGUGUAACAUUGACAACGAUAACGGCAAACAAAAUUAGAGCGAAAGAAGAAAAAAAAAACAGAGAGAAACAUGGUUGCGACAAAUUAUUUGAGUGAAGCAAAGAAACCAAUGGUGAGCAUUGGUCACAAAAUAAGAGCGGCGCUUUGGUGCGCACAAGUGGAAAGACGUCUAAUUAUUGGAUUAAAUGAAGCGGUGAAAAUGUUAUCAAAGGCACCAAAUAAUAGUCUAUUUUGUAUAUUGGCACCAGCCAAUGGUGAUACAUCGACCCAUAUUCAAGAAGUUUUACUCGAGGCCUAUUGCUACGAAAACGAUAUCUAUAUAAUAAAAGUUGAUGCAGCCGAAAAAUUGACACGUAUUCUAGGUACACGCCGACCAGAAUCAUGUUGUUUGAUACAAAAAUCCGUGAUAAAUGCAGCCGAUAUAACAGCCAUCGAAGGUGAAUUGAUUGAUUACUGCGAAGAAAUUUGGAAUGAACCGAACGAAACUCCAAUCGAUUUACCGUGAACGUGUGCGCGCAUACAUGUAUGUUACGCAAUUUAUUCAACGAUUUUUUGUUAUGUUUUUGAACUGGAAAUAAAUGCAUAAAUUUUGGAAUUUGCUUCGGCGACUCAAGAUGAAUUCAAGAAAAUAAAAAUUCAAUUGAACACGUGACCGAAAUUUCCAACAUACGAUUUUUUUAACGGAUUGAUUUUUGGAGGCGGAUCUCUCAUCAUAUAUGCAACCAUCGAUUUUGGCCUUCUUGCGAACAUUUGUUUAUAAACGAUACAUUUCCACACCUUAGUUCAAGACCAUUCAAUGAUGAACUGAAUUUUGGACACAAAUCGCUUACACGUCGUAUUGUGUUAUGCAAGAGCCAACGAAGAGUGACACUCGAAAUACGUCAAUCGUAGACUUUCAUUGAAUAUUAAUUAAAUCGGUUUGUUGUUUUUGUUUUCGGUAUAUAUUGAGAUUCUUCGUUUUAGAAAAAUCAACCAAUGUUAUUGUUAAAUAUUGAUUUAGAUAAAAUACAUCAAGAAAUUUAAUUUGUAA